AUUUCCUCGGGUCCUGUGUCUGUUGCAGGUGGGAGGCCGAGCAGAGACUGAGACAGUCUGUGGAGAUGGAUAUUGAUGGACUGCACCAACUGAAGGACACCUACACACAAUUACAGGCUGGUCUGGUUGAUGAGAUUGCUGCACUGGAAGGCGAGAUUGCAAUCAUGAAGAGGGACCAUGAAGAGCAACUGAGGCUCCUGCGCCAGCAGAAGACUGCAGAUAUCGAUGUCGAAGUCGACUCUGCUCCUUCCAUUGACCUGGCAGCGAAACUACAGGAAAUGCGUGAAAGUUACGCCAAGCUUGCAGACCAGAAUAAAAAGGAUUUGGACACUUGGUACCAGGAGCAGGUACAGAUUCAAGCCACACAGACCAAACAGGCUAACCAGGCUUAUGUUGGGGUGAAGGCCGAGCUUACUACAUACCAUCAGGAGUUGCUGACCCUGGAUGCUGAGUAUAACGCCUUGCUCGGCUCUCUGAAGGGUCUGGAGAAUAACCUGAUGAACGUCGAGUCCAGAUACGACAUGCAGCUUCAGGGACUACAGUGUAGAAUCGCACAGCUGGAGGGAGAGCUGGGACAGAUCAGAAGUAACAUCCUUCAGCAGACACAGGAAUACGAGAAGCUGCUUAACAUCAAGAUGAAUCUGGAGAAGGAGAUUGGGCAGUACAGGAUUCUGUUGAAUCAAAGCCAAAGCUCGAUCCAAUCUGGUAGCAGCUCCUCCUCCUUUUUGUCAGGAUCAGGAUCUCAAUCUGGAACAGGAUCUAGCACCUCAGCAACCACAACGAAAAUUAUCACAGAAAGGAUAACUCGUUAUUAAUGACAACGGCUGGCACCAGGUCUCUCGGCAAGGCAUUUUCUGGAGAACCAUCAUGAUUAUUUGCUGUUGCGGUUUCUUACAGAAUCUCAGGUUGUGGGCUUUUCUCAUGCGAGGCUUCUGUCUCACAGCCUUAACUUCUAUUGCACUGAAAUUGUAACAGAGCACCCACGACUCCCUUCAGACAGAAUCCACUGUGUCCAAAUCCAAUCCAUGGGGGCUACUGCUCCAAGAGAACCUUCACCACCACCUCCUCUUAAAAGACUGACCCUUCUCCAUGUGACCGCUCUUGUUGCCAAUCUGCCCCAUGCAGAAACACCAACACUAGCAAGACACUGCUAGGGAGGCAAUGUAAUUGUUCCCAUUCCCCAUGUGGUGCCGUGUGCCCCAACCAGCUGAAAGGUAGUAGUGCCUAUGGGCUGGAUUCUUUGGCCUAGGGGCACAGUGGGUCUGAUCACUGUUCGGCCCCUUUGAGACUGAACCUAAGGUGAGGGAUUGGCUCGAGAUUCCCAGGCUGAUGGGAGCCUCCAGGGGGUCUGUUCCUCACAGAAGGACCAAAUCACAGAAGCCAGGCCUUUCUCAUUAGAGUCAGACCUUGCCUGUGAGCUGGCAUCUUUCAACUCUGCCUUAAUGCAGAGGAAGGAAACUCGCUGAGUCUCCCUGACCACUGGCCUUAGUGAUUAACUUCCCUGAACUGGGGGAUAGGACUGACUUGACUCACCUCUGGAACCGGACUGACUGCGUCUGUGGAAAGCCCUGGGCUGCUCAGAAAUCUCAAUGUCUUUCUGUAUGUCCAUUCUCUGCUUCAAAGCCAAUCAAUAAAUGCUACAUUUGUCAUCCUC
Messenger RNA from Rhincodon typus (whale shark), 1654 nucleotides. RefSeq names its product keratin, type I cytoskeletal 14-like. The transcript has 8 exons. Lineage: Eukaryota; Metazoa; Chordata; Chondrichthyes; Orectolobiformes; Rhincodontidae. Gene Ontology annotation, molecular function: structural molecule activity. Bases 66 to 815 code for a protein of 249 amino acids. The record is from RefSeq and is a predicted model, not a curated record.